Molecule: messenger RNA, 1576 nt
Organism: Toxotes jaculatrix (banded archerfish)
Lineage: Eukaryota; Metazoa; Chordata; Actinopteri; Toxotidae
Product: hepatic lectin-like
Exons: 7
Coding region: 290-1168 (292 amino acids)
Source: RefSeq, a predicted model, not a curated record
GCUGUUACUUCAACAGGAGGGUGAACUGUGAGGCAAACAGCCGACAGGUUAAACACUGAAUUCUAGUCAAAAGCAAAAUAAAUGAACUGACACACUGAGUUCAAUCUCUCUGCUCCGUUCACAGGAGUGUGCACAAAGUUACACACACGAUAAAACACAACAUUGCAGCUAAAAGAUGAUGAUUGUUUGUCACAGAGCAUUUCUGUAAAUGUUAAACUGACGAGUAGCAUAGUUAUCACAAAUAAAUAAAAAAUAAAUAGAUGUGAUACAGGGUCUCGCAGAGCUCAUCAUGUGCAUAGAAACCAUUUAUCACCAUUGCCAAGAACUGGAAGAAACAGGACAAAAGUUUUCUGCUGUUAUCAGUGAAAUGAAGCAGAGUUUGAGGUUUAUCUUUUUAAUGAGUUUAUCAGAUAUAAGAAACAGCUUCCGUUCACAGGGCGACACAGAGGGUGAAGUUCCUGCCUCCAAACACACAAACUCAAGCAGAAGGUCAAAGGUCACCUCAGAGAGAGUGGCCCUGCUGGUUGUCUGUUCUCUCCUGGCAGCUGCUGCCAUUGUUAUUUACCGACUCUCUUUUGCUCAUUUCCAAACCAAGAAAAAUCUCCAGACACUGAGAGAAGAGUACGAAGCUGUAAAAAGAAACCUCACAGAGAGAAGCAACACAGUGAUGCCUAAAUGCCCAAAACAUCCUGAAGAAAUAAUCAAUGAUCCAUGUAUGAAGUGUGACAGAGGCUGGGAGCAACAUGGAGGAAAGUGCUAUUAUUUCUCCACCGGUUCUUCAAACUGGGAACAGAGCAGACAGUUCUGCCAGCGUACACGAGGAGACCUGGUUAAGAUAGACAGCAGAGAGGAGCAGAUAUUCCUGGCGAAUAUACUGAAAGAAAAAAUGAGAUAUCCUGAUGACAUGUUCUGGAUCGGACUGACAGACUCAAAGGAAGAGGGCAAAUGGUUUUGGGUGGACGGCUCACCACUGAACACAAGCCUGACCUUCUGGAUCAGUGGGGAGCCGGACAACUGGAAAGUGGAGAAUCGUGAUGGAGAGGACUGUGUGAGGAUGGGGGGGAAACGACAAACUCUGUGUUGGUGGGAUAAAUCCUGCGAAGCAUCUCAAAGAAAAAUUUGUGAGAAACAUGAGGAAAAUGGACAUUACGCUUUAACAUGUGUCUGAAAUCCAGUGAAGGUUGAGUCCUCAGCCAACUUAACAAUCUGUGGCAUGAUGAUGUUUUUGAUAAAGCUAAUGUCAAAUUCAAUGGAAACAUCUGCAAACAUUUAAAGGUUCCCUCCUGAUGCAUGUAAAAAAUACUCUGAAAAACAUUUUGUGUCUGAUAUGUUUUAUUUUUCUACAAAAACCUUCAGUUUCCUUGUUAAUGUUUCUUUACAUAACAUCUGCUCCUCCCUCAUAUAGAACCUAUGUAUAUUAAAUAUUGCUGGAAACAAGACGUCUCCUACUUCACUGUAAAGUCUGUUCUCAGUGUUUGUGACCUGGAGGCUUCAAGUUUCCACAUCAAACAUGUGCAAGUUACAUAUUUAAACAACGGCUUCAAACACGGCUCAGCUGAUUAUAAUCAAUCACUGG